Messenger RNA from Lachancea lanzarotensis, 1482 nucleotides. RefSeq names its product LALA0S09e02454g1_1 (gene YHK8). NCBI's taxonomy places the organism in Eukaryota, Fungi, Ascomycota, Saccharomycetes, Saccharomycetales, Saccharomycetaceae. Gene Ontology annotation, cellular component: membrane. The coding region runs from base 1 to 1482 and encodes 493 amino acids. Gene Ontology annotation, molecular function: transmembrane transporter activity. Gene Ontology annotation, biological process: transmembrane transport. The transcript has a single exon. The record is from RefSeq and is a predicted model, not a curated record.
AUGAGCUUCGUAGAUUUGGAGAAUUCAACAACGGUUUCUCAAGAUCCAGAUGCCGUGGAAGAACCCAAGGUGUCUGAAAAAGCAGACUCUUACGAAGUGACGCUUGAGGAAAAUGACCCGGAAAACGUAUUAACACAGAUGUCACUGCCACGGAAGUGGUUCGUGGCUUUGCUGGUGACUUUCACCGCAGCAGACAUCACCAUGACGUCCAGUUGCUGGUCUUUGGCCCAGGCCGAUAUUCGGCGCAGAUUCAACAUGUCCGAAGAAGUGUCAGUGCUGGGGUUGUCACUGUAUCUGCUGGGAAUGGGAUGCGGUCCGCUACUUUUGAGUCCUCUCAGCGAGCUCUACGGCCGGAAACCUACCUUUAUCGGUUCUCUGAGCAUCAGCAUGUGUUUUUUGUUCCUCACAACCUGGGGACGCAACAUCCCAGCGUUACUCAUUGGACGUUUUCUGUCUGGGUUUUUUGGCAGCUCUUUUCUAAGCGUUGCAGGAGGUGUGAUUAGCGACAUUUUUUCAAAACAGCAAAUCGGUGUGCCCAUGACCAUCUACACCACAGCCACGUUCUUGGGGCCAGCAUUGGGGCCUUUGAUUAGCGGUGCGCUUUCUCAUGUCUCCUACAGAUGGACUUUUGUCGUUAUGAUUAUUGAGUCUGGCGUCUACGUGGUUUUACUCCUGUUCACCUUCAAAGAAACCUACACACCAGUGCUGCUAGUGACCAAAGCUCGUCGAUUGCGCAAGGAAACAGGUGACGAUCGUUAUUUUGCGCCGCUUGAGGUGAUCCGUCGCGAGUUUUCCCUCUUGCAGGCCAUUGGGUUAUCCGUGGGACGGCCAUUUGGCUUGCUCACCCGCGAUCCGAUGAUGGGUGUACUUUGUUUUUAUACAGGACUCAUCCUGGCCAUCGUAUACAUGUUUUUCGUGGCAUUUCCCUACGUUUUCACAAAGCUAUACCACUUCACUGAUGUCGAAGUUGGUGUGACCUACAUGGGCCUGUUGGUGGGUAUAUUACUGGUAGCGCCCACGAGUGUGAUUUUCCAAAAGAGGUACGAACGCAAAGUCGAGAGAAACAAUGGCGAACGUAUUCCCGAGUUUAGGUUCGAGGCUUUGUUUUACGGAGCUUUUUUGGCACCCAUGGGACUAAUGAUCUUUGCUUGGACCAGUUACAGCCAUGUGCAUUGGAUCGCGCCCAUCAUUGGCACCAGCGUGUUUGGAGCUGGCGUUUUCUUCAUCUUCACAGGAAUCUUUGGAUAUACCGUGGAUGCUUUCCGCUUAUACACAGCAUCUGCCAUGGCCUGUAACUCGUUCGUGAGAUCGAUGAUGGGCGGUACCUUCCCAUUGUUCACUCUGCAAAUGUAUCGUCGUAUGGGCAUAAACUGGGCAAGUUUUCUCCUGGCUAUGAUAUCACUGGCGAUGGUUCCCGUACCAUUCCUGUUUACGAAAUAUGGUGCGUAUUUGAGGUCGAAGAGUCCUUAUGCAUGGGAUUAG